Molecule: messenger RNA, 1522 nt
Organism: Polypterus senegalus (gray bichir)
Lineage: Eukaryota; Metazoa; Chordata; Cladistia; Polypteriformes; Polypteridae
Gene: amdhd2
Product: amidohydrolase domain containing 2
Exons: 12
Coding region: 95-1312 (405 amino acids)
Biological process (GO): N-acetylglucosamine catabolic process
Molecular function (GO): N-acetylglucosamine-6-phosphate deacetylase activity
Source: RefSeq, a predicted model, not a curated record
UGUCACAUGACUUCGUGCUCACUGUUUGAGCGGAUGGUUGCUCGAGGGGUUCGGCACUGCGUUAUGAGAAGCGGUCUAAACGUGGAGCAGGAUAAUGCCGUCGAAUAAAUCUGUGUCUGACGCUCCGAUUACACAGUUUGUAAACUGUAAGAUCCUGAAAGAUCACAAACUGAUAAAAGAGGAUCUCUGGGUCCGUGAAGGGGUCAUCUUGAACCCAGAGAAGCUGUUUUUUGAUGAGAAAGGCUCUGCAGACACCCGGGUUGACUGCCAGGGUAGUAUAAUUGCUCCUGGUUUCAUUGAUGUCCAGAUAAAUGGAGGUUAUGGGAUAGAUUUUUCUCUAGCAACAGACGAUGUGAAAGGAGGAGUCACACUAGUCGCAAAGAAAAUACUUGAGCAUGGUGUUACCUCAUUUUGUCCAACCUUGGUCACCUCUCCGCCUGACAUCUACCACAAGGUGCUGCCUAAAAUUCAGUUCACAGAAGGUGGGCCAACAGGAGCUGGCGUGCUUGGCGUUCAUUUAGAGGGUCCCUUUAUUAGCCAGGAAAAGAAGGGGGCUCACCCUGAGCAACAUCUGCGUUCCUUUCAGACAAGAGGAUUCCAGGAGCUACUGGAGACCUAUGGGAGCCUGGAGAAUGUGGCCAUUGUGACCCUGGCGCCAGAGCUGCCUCAGAGCUCUGAGGUCAUCGAUGAGCUGACACGCAGACAUGUCACAGUAUCACUUGGACACUCGGUGGCUAAUUUGUCCCAAGCCGAGCUGGCAGUACAGAACGGGGCCAGCUUUAUAACUCAUCUCUUCAAUGCCAUGCUGCCAUUCCACCACCGUGAUCCUGGAAUUGUGGGUCUUCUGACCAGUGACAAAAUACCUUGUGGUCGCACAGUGUUUUAUGGGAUGAUUGCUGAUGGCAUUCACACCAACCCAGCAGCACUGCGAAUUGCACAUAGAGCACAUGCCAAAGGAUUGGUUUUAGUAACAGAUGCUAUUACUGCAAUGGGACUUCCCCCAGGAAGACAUACCUUGGGCCAACAAGUAAUAGAAAUUGAUGGAUUAAAUGCCUAUGUAGCAGGAACUAAAACUCUCAGUGGAAGUAUUGCUACUAUGGACAUGUGUGUAAGGCACUUUCUGCAGGCUGCUGGCUGUACUGUGGAAGCAGCUCUGGAAGCAGCGUCGCUUCAUCCUGCUCAGCUGUUGGGCAUCACGAAUAGAAAGGGGACAUUGCAGUAUGGCACUGACGCUGAUUUUGUACUUCUAGAUGAUCAGCUUAAUGUGAGAGCAACCUACAUUGCUGGUAAGCAGGUAUGGAAUAAACCAUAAACUGAAAAUGCAAUCUCCUGGGCUCUGCUGGGCACUUCGGAGACUGGACUGCUGAUGUCAGGAACGAGUCCCCACAAACAGCAGGUGAAGCGCUUUGAGACUCAACACCAUCAGGAUCCAACACCUGUAUUACUUAUUGAGGGGAAUAAUGAAUCCUGACUUAAUCGUAUGUAUACUCAGAAAUAGUAUAUAUACACACCAUGUGCGUGU